AUGGCCAAACGAAAGAUAGACAACAGGACCUUCCAAGACAGGUGGGAGGCAAAUUAUUUGUUCACGACUAUAAAGGACAAACCUGUUUGUCUUGUGUGCGGAGCUGGCGUGGCUGUAAUAAAAGAGUAUAACAUAAGAAGACACUAUGAAACGAAACAUUAUGAAAAGUACAAGGACCUGGACCUAAAGCAGAAGCUGCAAAAGGUGGAGGAGAUGAAAAGAAGUCUGGUUUGCAGGCAGACCUUGUUCACGAAAGCAAAAUCAAAAAGUGAAGCUGCUGUAAAGGCCAGCUUUAUUGUGGCAGCAGAGAUCGCAAAAUCAGCCCGGCCCUUCAAUGAGGGAGAGUUUGUCAAAAAGUGCAUGGUCAAAGUUUGCGACAUCGUGUGCCCAGAUAAGAAGCAAGAAUUUUUAAACGUGAGCCUGAGCAGAAAUACCAUGGCUGAGCGCGCGUGUGAGCUUUCCACUAAUCUACAUGAACAACUAAUAAAAAAGGGAAAAGAUUUUAUUGCAUACUCCCUUGCUGUGGAUGAGAGCAGCGACACGUCUGAUACUGCACAGCUGUCAAUCUUCAUCCGUGGAGUAGACUCGAGCCUGUGCGUCACAGAGGAACUUUUAGGAUUAAAAUCAAUACAUGGAACGACCACAGGAAAAGAUAUCUUUGAAGAAGUAUCCAAAUGUAUAACUGAAAUGAGCCUGCCUUGGGAUAAACUUGUGGGACUGACGACAGAUGGUGCGCCCGCAAUGUGCGGUCAAAAGAGUGGAUUGGUCGGCAGGAUUCAGGAGAAGAUGCGGGAGGAAGAUGCAGGUAAGAUUACAGUUUAUCACUGUAUCAUUCAUCAGGAAGCGCUCUGUGGCCAAGCUCUGCAAAUGGAACAUGUUAUGAGCUCUAUAAAAGGAGUAGUCAACUUCAUAAGAGCCAAGGGUUUGAAUCACCGGCAGUUCAAGUCUUUUCUGGAGGAGUUGGAUUCAGAAUACAGAGAUGUGCCUUAUCACACAGAGGUUAGAUGGCUAAGCAGUGGGAAAGCACUGAACAGAUGUUUUGAGCUGCGCGAGGAAAUCUGUCAGUUUAUGGAGAACAAAGGGAAGGACACAACAGAGCUGAGAGAUGAAAAGUUUCUGUGUGAGCUGGCAUUUCUCUCUGACAUUGUGAGCCAUCUCGAUGUGCUUAACCUGCAGCUUCAGGGGCGGGGCCACGUCAUCACAGACAUGUACGCAGCUGUGAGGGCCUUCAAAACUAAGUUGCGUCUGUGGAAGACUCAGAUGCUGCAAGGAAACUUUGGUCAUUUUCCGUGCUGCCAAACCAUGGCAGCGCAUAUUUCUCCUGCCAUGCUGCCUAGCGCACAGUUCGCUGAAAAAAUCAACGCGCUCAGCGCCGAGUUUUCCCGGCGAUUUGCCGACUUCGAGGCUCAGAAAGGGAGAUUUGAACUGCUCAGUAACCCGUUUGCGAUCGAUGUGGAAAGCGCACCAACCAGCUUCCAAAUGGAGCUAAUUGAACUCCAAUGUAAUGACAUGCUCAAAUCAAAAUAUGACUCUGUUGGUGCUGCGCAGUUUCCAUGUUUCCUCCCCGACACAAUGCCUCAAUUACGCACCCAAGCUGCUCAGAUGCUCUCAAUGUUCGGCAGCACAUAUCUUUGUGAGCAACUGUUCUCUAUGAUGAAGGUGAACAAAACACCUCACAGAAGUCGACUCACUGAUGAGCACCUUCACUCCGUCCUGAGGCUUUCCUCAGCUCAGAGCCUGACUCCAGACUUUGACGAACUUGCAUCUAAGAAAAGAUGCCAGGUAUCUGGCUUAGACCAAUGUGCAGAGUACAUCAGAGCGUAG
Chelmon rostratus (copperband butterflyfish) is the source of this 1824-nucleotide messenger RNA. RefSeq names its product general transcription factor II-I repeat domain-containing protein 2-like. Lineage: Eukaryota; Metazoa; Chordata; Actinopteri; Chaetodontiformes; Chaetodontidae. The coding region runs from base 1 to 1824 and encodes 607 amino acids. The record is from RefSeq and is a predicted model, not a curated record. The transcript has a single exon.